Molecule: messenger RNA, 681 nt
Organism: Linum tenue
Lineage: Eukaryota; Viridiplantae; Streptophyta; Magnoliopsida; Malpighiales; Linaceae
Source: the annotation of a GenBank genome assembly
AUGCAAUCCCUCCUCCUAACACUUGUCUUGCUCGCAACCUCGGCGGCCGCCGCCGAAGCCAAAAGGCCGGCCACCCCCGUCCAUUAUUCCAAACCGCCUCCACCCGACGGAAUGACGUACACCGUCACAUGCCACGCCGGCAAGUCGCCGGGAGGACCCGUGUUCCUCAACCACAUCGGGGCCGCCGAAGCCAAGCAGGCCAUGUCGUCGGCGACCCAGUUCGUGUGGAACAUGUUCAACCAGACACAUCCCGGCGACCGCCGCAACGGGAAGAACGAGAUCCACGUGAACGCCAACUUCCUGGGGAAGUACAAGGGCAACAUCCGGCGGGAGUUCGUCGGGAUCGUGUACCACCAGGUGACCAGGGUGUGGCAGUGGACCGGCGGCAAGGACAGAGAAGCCCCCAAAGGUUUGCUGACCGGAAUCGCCGAGUUCGUGAGGAUGGAGGCGCACUACGGGACGUCGGAGAAGGUGAAGCCAGGGGAAGGCAAGCAGUGGGACCAAGGGUUCGGCGUCACGGCCAGGUUUCUGGCGCACUGCGAGAAGGCGAAGAAAGGGUUCGUCAAGGAGCUGAACAAGAGGAUGAGGUACGGCUACACGAAGGCAUAUUUCUACGAUAUUUUGGGGAAGCCGGUGGAUCAGCUGUGGAAAGAGUACAAGAGUAAGUAUCCCAAAUAUUGA